Miscanthus lutarioriparius is the source of this 462-nucleotide messenger RNA. Lineage: Eukaryota; Viridiplantae; Streptophyta; Magnoliopsida; Poales; Poaceae. The record is from the annotation of a GenBank genome assembly.
AUGGCCACGGCGCACAGCAGGCUCUUCCUCGUCGAGGCCUUGCUCUUCACGGCGCUGCUGCUCCUCCCGGCGCGCCCUUCCGCCGCAGACGGCAGCACGUACCCGGCCGACUGCCCGUACCCGUGCCUGCCUCCACCAACUGCGCCCGCCGUCACCACCAACUGCCCGCCGCCGCCAGCGCCGUCCUCCUACAACACGCCGCCGUCGUCCUCCUGGAGCUACCCGCCGCCGCCGCCCGGGGGCUACAUUCCAUACUUCCAGCCUCCUCCGGCGGGAGGCGGUGGCGGGGGUGGGGGGUACGGCUACCCGGCGCCGCCACCGCCCAACCCCAUCCUGCCGUGGUACCCCUGGUACUACAAGACGCCGCCGUCGUCCGCGGCGGCCAGGGGGAUCAGUUUUAGUGUUGUUGGCGGCUUGUUGGCCGCCGUGCUAGCUGCUGCUGGUCUGCUGAUCAUGCCUUAG